GUCUGCAAGCCUGCCCAGCCUGGCCCAACAAUCAUUAACCCAGGGAGACCUCAUCAGAGCUUGGCCAGCUGGACAGACUUACACACAGACCAUGGAGGAGGGGCUGGGGUGCGGAUGACCUCUGCGUGAUGUGGGAAAGCCUGGGGAGGCCUAGGAGCCUGAGAGCUGUAGAACCUCUUCCACUCUCAUAAUUAAGGCACAGAGUAGUAGUUUUGACUGUGAGUCUCUCCAUGACUCAGUUUACUUUAUCUGCCAAGCGGGGAUGAGGAUACACACCCACAUUAUAAGGUUAGGCUUAAACGAAAGGCAGCUGCAAGGGGUUAGCCCAGCGCAGGCACCUAGGCAGAAGGGCAGUUUAAGAAUAACAGAGUUGUUAUUACUGGCCUGGGGACGCCCCUGCAGCGGCCUCCCCAGCGCUUCCUGUGCGGGAGGGCACCCCUCCCCUUCCUCCGCGCUCUUCCUCCCCGCCUCCCCGCCGCCCUCCCGUCCCGCCCCGCCCAGCCCCGUCCAGUCCUGUCCCUCCUUUUUCCUCCGAGGAAACUUUCCGCUCGCUGGUCCAUCGCCCCGUGUUCGUCUGCGCUGCCGCCGCCGCGGGGAGCUGAACCGAGAGGGACCGGACGCAGCGGGAGCGGCGGGGCCCCGGGUAUAUGUGGCCGGCGGGACCCGCCGGGGCCGGUCAGCCGGGAAGCGGGACGCUGAGGGCUGGCCUGGGAACCGCACCCCAAGCAGCAUGGAUGCCCCCCGAAGGGACAUGGAGCUGCUCAGCAACAGCCUGGCCGCCUACGCACACAUCCGCGCGAACCCCGAAAGCUUUGGCCUCUACUUCGUGCUGGGCGUCUGCUUUGGGCUGCUGCUGACCCUGUGCCUCCUGGUCAUCAGCAUCUCCUGCGCGCCCCGACCGCGGCCCCGGGGCCCCGCUCCUUGCCGGGACCCCCGCAGCAGCACCCUCGAGCCCGACGACGACGAUGAGGAGGACGAGGACACGAUGACGCGGUUGGGUCCGGACGACACGCUGCCGGCCCCCGAGCUGUCGGUGGAGCCCGACGGGCCUCUCAGCGUUAAUGUUUUCACAUCAGCAGAGGAGUUGGAGCGCGCGCAGCGGCUGGAGGAGCGCGAGCGGAUCCUGCGGGAGAUCUGGCGUACUGGGCAGCCAGACUUGCUGGGCACCGGCACGCUGGGUCCCGGCCCCACGGGCACGCUGGGCCGCAUGCACUAUUACUGAUGCCCGGGUGGCAUGAGGACUGCACAGCAACUGAGCCCAGAUCUGCCCCUGCCCCCAGACCCCUGCACUGCUGCCGCCUCCUAACCCCAAUGGUGCUACCAGCAUAGGCCUCCACCUUCUAGAGGUGCCUUUUCCCAUCUUUUCAGAAGACCCUGGGGGCAGGGGCAGGGUCUGCAAGGCCACCACCUCUAGGAACUAUUGACCAAUGAAAACUGCAAUGUCAGUGA
Molecule: messenger RNA, 1449 nt
Organism: Cavia porcellus (domestic guinea pig)
Lineage: Eukaryota; Metazoa; Chordata; Mammalia; Rodentia; Caviidae
Gene: Eva1b
Product: eva-1 homolog B
Exons: 3
Coding region: 263-1222 (319 amino acids)
Source: RefSeq, a predicted model, not a curated record